CCUGGUUACUGCCUGUUCCUUGGCCCUUUCUUAAGCAGGCUGGCCUGGAUUCCUGUGAGCAUUUCCUGCCUGAGUAUUUUGCUCCUCUUUGCAGGCCUUCCCAAUGUGGGGAAGAGCAGUCUGAUCAAUAGCCUGAAGCGCAGCCGUGCCUGUAGUGUGGGAGCUGUUCCUGGUGUCACAAAAUUCAUGCAGGAGGUCUUCUUAGACAAGUUCAUCAGACUGCUGGAUGCUCCAGGUAUUGUUCCAGGACCCAAUUCAGAGGUGGGCACCAUCCUGCGUAAUUGCGUCCAUGUGCAGAAGCUGGCAGACCCUGUGACUCCGGUGGAGACCAUUCUUCAGCGCUGCAACCUAGAGGAGAUUUCCAACUAUUACGGUGUUUCUGGAUUCCAGACUACUGAGCACUUUUUGACUGCAGUGGCCCAGCGCUUGGGAAAGAAGAAGAAGGGAGGUGUAUAUAGUCGAGAGCAGGCUGCCAAAGCUGUCCUGGCUGACUGGGUGAGUGGGAAGAUCAGCUUCUAUAUACCACCACCACCUACUCACACUCUGCCCACCCAUCUCAGUGCUGAGAUUGUUAAGGAGAUGACUGAGGUCUUUGAUAUUGAAGAUACUGAGCAGGCCAACGAAGACACCAUGGAAUGCUUGGCCGUGGGAGAAUCCGAUGAGCUGUUGGGUGACAUGGACCCACAAGAAAUGGAUGCUAAGUGGCUGCAUUCUCCGCUGGUGAAAAUAGCAGAUGCCAUUGAAAAUAAAACCACCGUAUAUAAGAUUGGAAACCUUACUGGGUAUUGUACCAAUCCAAACCGUCAACAGAUGGGGUGGGCUAAACGCAAUGUGGACCACCAUUGCCCCCAAAACAAUCGUAUAGUGGAUGUCAGUUCAGUGGACCGCCGCCCGAUGUUGCAGAGGAUCCUGGAGACAGACCCACUUCAACAAGGCCAGGCUUUGGCAUCUGCCUUGAAGAAUAAGAAAAAAUUGCAAAAGCGUUCAGAUAAACUCGCCAAUAAGUUGUCUGAUUCCAUGAUGUCUAUCCUCGACCUCUCUGGCAACUGCGAUGACACUGCUGGUGACUGAUCAGCUGAUCUUCCCCUCAUACUGCAAGCACUGAUUCCUAUGGGAUGGGGGAAUACAGAUGGCAUUCAGUUAUCCCUGAUGAACCUAUAUAUAGAAGAACACCUCCCAUACCAUUGCUCUCCAUUGUCAUCAGUUCAGAGUCUCAAAAGUCUGGAGCUACCAAACCCCAGUGCCCUCCACUUAAUUCUUACUCCCUUUGAAAAUGAUUUUUUGUUUGUUUUUGUGGUGCCAAGGAUUGAACCUAAUAGGUCCUUACACAUGUUAGACAAACAUUCUAUUACUAAGCUGUAUUAUUAUUACAAUCAUUACCAUCAUCCACUAUUAUCAUUGGAGAAAGAUUCUUGCUAAGGAUCCCAUUCUGCUUAUUCGGCAUCCCAAGUAGUGGGAUUACAGGCUUUUGCCACCACUCCCAGCUCCCACUGUGUUUUAUAAGAUAAAAUCAGCAGUCUUGGCAUGGUAGCUACAUACCUGUAAUACUGACACUUGGAGACUGGAGCUAGGACGAUUGCAGUUUGUAGGACAGCCUGAACUAUCUGGCAAGACCCUUUCUCAACAAAAACAAACAACCAAAAACAAAUGAGUAGAGCUGGGGCAGUGGUGGUGCAUGCCUUUAAUCCAAGCACUUAGGAGACAGAGAUAGGCAAAUCUCUGAGUUCUAGGGUGCCUGGUUCUGAAAAACCAAUAAGUAAAUAAAUAAAAUUGUAAUUAUUAAAAAUACAAAUAAGCCAAGUCCAAGUGCUAGCAAUGUACCCUGUACUCUUAAUUCCUGUGUCCCACCCUGUGGGUUAGGCUGAUACGGGUUGACCUCUUGGACAGGUGAAUGUUCUAAAUGAUGGACUGCUGAGAAACCUGGUGACAGUCAGUGGUGGUGGGGUUGUCUCUGGACAGGUGAUUCUUUUUGUUUCUGUCACACCACAAGACCUCAGCGCCUGGGUAUUCCUAAGGCUCUUGGCUCCGUGUUUUCCAAUUCAGUAGGUAGGCCUUUAACUGGGUAACAUAGGGGUAGAGAAGCACAGUGGUGAGUCUUGUAUAUCCCUGGAAGUGUCUGGGGAUAGGGACAAGGACUGAUGAUUCUAGAAUAGCAUAUAUGUAUCAUAGGAAGUUUGAAAGCCAUUGGCUGCAGGAUGUUCAGGGAAUGUGUACCGUACUGUUAUUUUCUAGACAGAGUUAGGUACUGGUUGAUCAUGAACUACAAAACUUGGAGAAUCAAUUUAGAUCCUUUAGCCUUCAAUAUAUCCAUCCCUACCUGGAAGGGGUAGGGUUCAGAAAGCUGACAGUGUGCUCACAACAACGUUUAAUGGCAUUGUGCUAGCUUUAAAACGAGUGCAAUUAAAUAAUAUGCUAGCCUUUUGUUCUGUAACGUAUUUCUUCUCAACACAAAGCACUGGUCAGGCAUCUACUUUGUAGUGUUUUCUGUUGUCAGUCCUUCUAAAUGGAUUUUUAAAAGCUGGUAGUAUUUUAUGAAAACUAUGCUUUUCAAGUCUCUUAAAUGAUGUUCAACUUAAUUCUCUGAUGCCAUUGAAUUUUUGGUAGAUAAUAAUGUAUUAGAAAUAUAAGCAUCUAGACCCUUGGGAAUAUAAUCUAGCCAAAAUAAAAGAGAACUAAAAUAAUCAUGUUAGGAUAAGAAUUUCAGACUCUAACCAGGUGAGUGGUUCACACCAAUAAUCACAGCACUCAGGAUGCUGAGGCAGGAAGAUGGCUGUGAAUCUGAGUCCAGCCUAGACUGCAAAGUAAGAGUCUGUCUCAAAGCAAAACAAUAAUAGUACUCUAACUCUAAUGUAUCAUAAGGCUACAUGUAACCCAGCGUGGUCUUGAACUCCCGAGCCUUCUGAUUAGUUUCCCAGGUACUGGGAUUACAGAAGUUUGCCAUCAUGUCUGGUUGGGUCUGAAUUCUUAAAGUGAUUUCUUGCAUCUUUAUUCUCCUUUGAAAAAAUAAUUUUUCUAUAAUAAAUUUCAUCCUUUAUAAUUUUAACUUCUGUAAGUUAGGACACUUGUUAACAGGGGUGGGCUACAACCAUUAUCAAGAUAUAGAAUUUUUAGCCAGGUAGAGGUGGUGCACACCUUUAUUCCCAGCACUCAGGCAGAGACAGGCAGUUUGAGGCCCGCUUGGUCCUGGACAGCCAAGACACAGAGAAACCCUGUCUUGAAAAACAAGCACAACAACAACAACAACAGAAAAAAAGUAUACAGAUUUUUUUUGGUAUUCUCCCCAAACUUAACAUAUCUCCUUGUAAUAUAGCUCUGCCCCCAUCCUCAGAUCCUAGCAAGCAUUGAUCUUUUUCCUGUUCCUUAGUAUGAACAUUAUAAGUCACACAGGAGCUUAUUUUAUGCCAUUAGGCUUUUAGCUUUGUACUUUGAAACUUUACAUUUGAGUAAAAUACAGUUGCAUAAGCCAUGAUGAAUGGCUAAAGAUGAGUAACCAUGAACACAAGAACAGAAGGAUUCUAUUAGCCUCUCCCAUCAUCUCCUGUUGUGAUAUCAAAUCUUGUUCUCUGGACCUAACCCAUGGCAAUCACUGACAUGUGCUUUCACUUUCUGCCUCGUCUCGUAAAGAGUUGUAAGUGGAAUUGAACAGUAUGUAACUUUUGAGAAUAACUUGCUGUGAAUUAUAGAUUUGAGAUCUGUAUCACUAGGUGUAUCAAUAGUUCUGAUUUCUAUUUCAUACUCCAUUGUGUGGAUGUACUACUGCUUAUUUAAUCCCAAGUUGGAAGACAUUCUUUACAGUUGAGGAAGUUAUGAAUAAAGCUGCUAUAAGAA
Messenger RNA from Phodopus roborovskii (desert hamster), 3828 nucleotides. RefSeq names its product G protein nucleolar 3 like (gene Gnl3l). The annotation marks the transcript as partial. Lineage: Eukaryota; Metazoa; Chordata; Mammalia; Rodentia; Cricetidae. Gene Ontology annotation, cellular component: nucleolus. The record is from RefSeq and is a predicted model, not a curated record. Gene Ontology annotation, molecular function: GTP binding. The transcript has 7 exons.